Messenger RNA from Poecilia reticulata (guppy), 3995 nucleotides. It is a transcript of the gene ankrd44, whose product is annotated as ankyrin repeat domain 44. NCBI's taxonomy places the organism in Eukaryota, Metazoa, Chordata, Actinopteri, Cyprinodontiformes, Poeciliidae. The record is from RefSeq and is a predicted model, not a curated record. Gene Ontology annotation, molecular function: protein binding.
GCUGCAGCUCUGGUGAUGCUUAGCAAGCUUCGCCUCCACUCUUGCAUCUGAAAGCAGGAGAGAAGCAAGGACUUCCUGUGUGAUCUCGUUCAGCUGACUACAGCCUAGCUUCCUCUCCGGGAGCUUUCUGCUUCUGCAGACCGGGGACGAGGAAGGUUUGUGAGGGUUGCUGCAAAGCUCCGAGAGCCGCCCGGGACCUCCGUGCACCAGAAGUAAUAGAAGCAACCAUAAAUGUGGAUCGUUCACAGCAGCGGGUCAAGCUUUUCCUGUUUCCCUGCCUCCCAGCGACUCUGCGCGCCUGCCUCGGCUCAGCAGCCCUGCCGCAGAUAGCCUCGGUGGAGCGGGGCUGAUGGCCGUGGAGCUCCUACCGGCCUUCACCAUCACCACAGUCACCCGUCUGAGUGCCUGGUAGAGAAUUACGGUCUAAAACUUCGCCUUUCAGUCGGCUGUAGUGCCGCAGGAAGCUCGAGGGGGAAGUAGCGGCAGAGCGAGGCGCAGCAUCGCACCGUGCAUGGUGCUGCGGUUUGGGGGCGAGUGGAUGCGCAAACGAAGCUGACCCAGAGAUGGCUGUUCUGAAACUGGCCGACCAGCCUCCUCUUAUCCAGGCGAUCUUCAGCGGAGACCCUGAAGAGAUCCGAAUGCUUAUAUACAAAUCUGAAGACAUCAAUGCCCUGGAUCCAGAGAAACGCACCCCGCUGCAUGCAGCAGCGUUCCUGGGAGAUGCAGAGAUCAUCGAGCUCCUCAUCCUCUCCGGGGCCAGAGUCAAUGCCAAAGAUAACAUGUGGCUUACCCCUCUGCAUCGCGCCGUGGCAUCCCGGAGUGAGGACGCCGUGCGGGUUCUGAUCCGACACUCUGCAGACGUGAACGCGCGGGACAAGAACUGGCAGACGCCGCUGCACGUCGCCGCCGCCAACAACGCUCUGAGGUGCGCCGAGGUCAUCAUCCCCCUGCUGAGCAGCGUCAACGUGUCGGACCGCGGCGGGCGGACCGCGCUGCACCACGCCGCCCUCAACGGCCACACAGAGAUGGUGAACCUGCUGCUCGCUAAAGGAGCCAACAUCAACGCCUUCGACAAGAAGGACGGCCGGGCGCUGCAUUGGGCCGCUUUCAUGGGUCAUUUGGAAGUAGUGCGUCAGCUGGUGAGUCAGGGUGCAGAGAUCAGCUGUAAGGACAAGCGGGGGUACACGCCUCUCCACACUGCAGCGUCCAGCGGACAGCUGGCCGUGGUCAAACACCUGCUCAACCUGGCUGUAGAGAUCGACGAGGCCAACGCGUUUGGCAACACGGCGCUCCACGUCGCCUGUUUCAACGGCCAGGACGCCGUCGUCAGUGAGCUGAUUGACUACGGCGCCAACGUCAGCCAGCCCAACAACAAAGGCUUCACCCCGCUGCACUUCGCUGCUGCCUCCACACACGGAGCGCUCUGCCUGGAGUUCCUGGUCAACAACGGGGCUGAUGUUAACGUGCAGAGCCGAGACGGGAAGAGUCCUCUCCACAUGACGGCGGUUCACGGUCGCUUUACCCGCUCACAGACCCUCAUCCAGAACGGCGGAGAGAUCGACAGCGUGGACAAGGACGGCAACACCCCGCUUCACAUUGCCGCCCGCUACGGCCAUGAGCUCCUCAUAAACACGCUCAUCACUAGCGGAGCGGACUGCACAAGACGAGGAGUCCAUGGGAUGUUUCCUCUCCACCUGGCGGCCUUGAACGCUCACUCCGACUGCUGCAGGAAGCUGCUGUCCUCAGGUCGGAGGUUUAGCAUAAUGUGUAACGACUCGGUCCUGUCCGCAGGCUUCCAGAUAGACACCCCGGACAGCCUCGGGAGAACGUGCCUGCAUGCAGCAGCUGCUGGAGGUAAUGUGGACUGUGUCAAACUGCUGCUGAGCAGUGGGGGGGAACACAACCGCAGAGACAAAUGUGGCAGGACUCCGCUUCAUUAUGCAGCAGCCAGCCGUCACUUCCAGUGUCUGGAGACCCUGGUAGCUUGUGGCAUUGACAUUAAUGCGACCGACCAGUGGGGGCGCUCUGCCCUGCACUACGCUGCAGCCUCAGACCUGGACAGAAGGCGGCGUGUCGCCCUGGAGCCAGAGAGCGAGGGAGUGCAGGCGGAGAGGGAGAAGGAGGCUGCGCUAUGUUUGGAGUUCCUGCUGCAGAGCGGAGCCACAGCCUCGGUCAAAGACAAACAGGGCUACAGUCCUGUCCAUUACGCUGCCGCCUUCGGACACAGGCACUGUCUGGAACUGCUGCUGAACAGAGACGAUGGGCCUCAAGAAGAUCCUGAGUCUCCUCAUGCCAGGAGCCCUCUGCACCUCGCUGCGUACCACGGCCACGCCCAGGCUCUGGAAGUCCUGCUGCAGGGGGAGAGGGAGGUGGACCAGACAGACGAGGCAGGACGGACCCCUCUGGCCCUGGCCGCCCUCCGGGGCCACACCGACUGCGUUCACACGCUCCUCAGCCAGGGGGCGUCGCCACACUCCAGUGACCAGCAGUACGGCCGUUCACCUGUUCACCUGGCAGUGAUGAACGGCCAUACGACGUGUGUGCGCCUCCUGCUGGAUGAAUCGGACGGUGCGGAGCUCAUUGAUGCCGCCGACUCUCAGGGACAGACGCCUCUGAUGCUGGCGGUGGCUGGAGGUCACGUCGACGCCGUGUCGCUGCUGCUGGAGCGGGAGGCCAACGUCAACAUGGCCGACAGCCACGGCCUCACAGCCCUCCACCUCGGGCUGCUGUGUGGUCAGGAGGAGUGCAUCCAGUGUCUGCUGGAGCAAGAGGCCUCGGUGUUGCUAGGAGACUCUCGGGGUCGCACCGCCAUCCACCUGGCCGCCGCGCGAGGCCACGCCUCCUGGCUGAGCGAGCUUCUGAGCAUUGCCUGCUCAGAGUCGCCCUCUCUGCCCCCACUGAGAGACCAAGGCGGGUACACGCCUCUGCACUGGGCCUGCUACUACGGCCAUGAAGGGUGUGUGGAGGUUCUGCUGGAGCAGAAAGGCUGCCGGUGCAUUGACGGGAAUCCGUUCACUCCUCUACACUGCGCGGUGUUGAACGAUCACGAGCCGUGUGCGUCGCURCUGCUGGAGGCCAUGGGGUCGGACAUCGCUGGCUGCAGUGACGCUAAGGGCAGGACUCCUCUCCAUGCCGCGGCGUUCAGCGGCCACGUAGACUGCAUCCAGCUGCUCCUUUCCCAUGAUGCACCUGUGGACCCCGCAGACCAGUCAGGCCGCACUGCACUCAUGAUGGCAGCUGAGAAGGGCCGGGCCGAAGCUCUUGACUUGCUGUUGACCAGCGCGAACGCCAACCUCAGUCUAACAGAGAAAGAUGGCAACACUGCCCUGCAUCUGGCUUGCAGUAAUGGGAAAGAAGACUGUGUGCUGUUGAUCAUGGAGAAGAUGUCUGACUCUUCACUUAUAAAUGCCACAAACGCAGCGCUGCAAACUCCGCUCCACCUGGCUGCCCGCAGCGGCCUGAAAAGGGCGGUCCAGGAGCUGCUGUCCAGAGGAGCCAAUGUCCAGACGGCCGAUGAGAACGGUCUGACCCCUGCUCUGGCUUGUGCUCCUAGCAGAGAGGUGGCUGACUGUCUGGCUCUCAUUCUGGCUACCAUGAUGCCUUUCUGCUCCCCUUGCAGCUCUGGAGCUCCCUCCCCAGGCUCCCUGCUGAGGCAGCUGCCCCACCAGGGGGGUAAAGGCGUGGCCGCCGGCCCUCGGGGACCCCGCAGCCCCAGGAACCCCUCGGGACCUUCCAGCGAGGGAACUACUGAGAACGACUCGGAGGACUCUGAAACGUUUUGACGAUCCUUACCUCGAGCUGGUCACCCGGACUCCUCAGCAGAACGGUGCUCCUGCCAAGCAGAGCGGGACGCUGGUCAGCAUGGAGCUCCAAGGGAUUCAGUGUUACGGAAAGAAGCAACUUUACAAUCAUCAUUUACAGAUAUUACAAAAAAUAUAUAUAAAAUAAUAAUCUCAGAAAAUAAUUUCUAAUUUAUUCUUUAAAUAAUUUAUAUU